AUGCUUGGUGUCGAUUCUAAUGCACAAAAUAUCAAAACUUUACUAGAAGCCGAGAAGUUUUUCGAUAAAUACGAGAUAACACAAGCAAGAAGAAUCUUAUCUAAUACAAGAUUAUCAACUAAAGAUUACAUUUCAAUGUUAAAACAGGGAUCAGAUAAAUACGAUUCUCCUGACUUAUUUUAUGCAAUUCAAAAUGCACAUGCUUCUCUGAAUUAUCUUGAUGAAACACUAAUGAUUAUUAAAUCUCUUCAAAAAUGCUUAAAACUAGCAAUAUUAGAAGAUAUAAUCAAUAAAUUAAAUCCACUUAUUACAUGUACAGGAGAAACUGGAAUGAAUACAAAAGAAAACCAUACAGAACCAGGAGAUGUUCAGCCUUUUGAAGAAGAUGUUCAAGAAACAAACGCAUAUUAUAGAGUAUCAUCAGUUGAUGAACCACACAUAAUCGGUGAUAUUGAACCUGUAGAAGAAGAUACUCAAAAAACAAAAGAAUAUCUGGUUAAGAAACACCAAGUUCCAAUACGAACAACUAAAGAAGUUCAUAAAAUGACGACUGUUGAAGAAGAUUACAUUAAGAAGUGGAAUAAAUUGGUAUCAACAAAUUCACUCGAAACUCUUUUAGCUAAAAGUAAAUCCGAAGUCAAAAAUUUGUUCAAAGAACUUCUUGAUACAGAUUAUCCUGAAUUAAAUAAAAUCAUAAUUCAGAAAGUCAAAUCAGAACCAAAAGUCUUCAAUAUUCAAUAUGAAGUUUUCAAUCAGAUGUCAUCAAAUCUAUCCAUUCCAAGAUCUCUCCGCUAUUCAUUAAUUCCAAUUUUAGCAUCAAAAACAACUGAUUUCAAAGUAUUUUUGCAGAACCUUCACAAGUAA
This is a messenger RNA of Trichomonas vaginalis G3, 864 nucleotides long. Its product is annotated as ubiquitinyl hydrolase protein. Lineage: Eukaryota; Parabasalia; Trichomonadida; Trichomonadidae. The coding region runs from base 1 to 864 and encodes 287 amino acids. The transcript has a single exon. The record is from RefSeq and is a predicted model, not a curated record.